UCCAAACUGCUGCAAGAGAUCCCGAGCAUCGAAACCCUGUCAGAUGAAAUGGAGACGCUGAAAAGACACCUCUCUCAGAUCGGCUCGCCGACCGUGCUGUGUCACAACGACCUCCUGACUAAAAAUAUAAUCUACGACAACAAAGAGGGUGGGUGAGGGUGUAUGAUGGGUCUUAGUGCCUGGAAUUUAAGUUGCAACACUGACAUUAAAAGUGAUCCAAGCGAGUUAAUUUUGUAGUUAAAAAGAUAUUUGUUCUGCCAAUCUGGUGCAAUAGACCAUCAGUGUCGGUAAGAAUACAAGAUUGCCAUAUUUUAGACUCAAUAACUCUGAUGUCCCUUCGAUUUCACUUAUUUUCGUAAAAUGGUCUGAUUGUAGGACAUGUUCCACUUUAAAACUUUGACAAAAUGUGGUUCACAAAACGGUCACGAUCUAUCCCACAGCUUUCCUUUAUUUUGCUAUGCAUACUAAACCUAUACCCUAUUCUCUUAAUCCUCUUUUAAUAAUGUCCUAAUGUCAUUUCAAACUUGUGGCGUUGUUAUGAUGCAUGUAUGGCGAUUAUGAUUAAGAAAUGAUUCCUGUUUCUCUGAAUCUUGUCAGGGACUUUGUAGUUGUAACAGUAAAGCACAAACUAAAAGAUGAUAUUGGAACAUAAUAUGGAGUAAAAUGGAAAAUCAUUUCAUUGUAUCUAAUUGAGGAAUUUUAGCACUGACUUUUGGCCAUUGACAAUAGUGCGGUAGGUAGCCUCGAGGUUAGGCUAAAAAGGUUGCUGGUUCAAAUCUCAGAGCCGACAAAUUGAAAAAACUGUCACUAUACCCUUGAAAAAGGCACUUAACCCCAAUUGCUCCAGGGGCACUGGACAAUGGUGACUCUGGCCAUGACCCCACUCCCUCCGGGUGUCCCAAGGGGAGUUUGGAUUCGCAAGAAAAACAUUUCCAUUACACACUUGGAAUGAUGAACACUUGUACAAGUGUGUAACACGACAAAUAUAAGCACCACCAACAUUAUUAUUUAUUGAAGCUUUCAGAGCACACUAUCAAUUAUAGCAACAUAAAUAGGGUACAGACUUGUGUUUCAAAUACUUGAAGUCUGCCAUGUGGGUGGAGUUGGCAGUUUUGGGACUUUGAUUUAUUAAGCCAGGCAAGCUCCAACAGGCCCAGGUAAAGUAUUUGAAAUCCAGGUCUGAUAGGGUAAUACAGUGCCUUCGGAAAGUAUUCAGACCUCUUUACUUUUUCCACAUUUUGUUAGGUUACAGCCUUAUUCUAAAAUUGAUUAAAUCGUUUUUUUCCCUCAUCAAUCUGCACACAAUACCCCAUAAUGACAAAGCAAAAACAGUUUUUUAGAAAAGUUUGCUAAUUUAUAAAUUAAAAAAAAACGGAAAUAUCACAUAUACAAAAGCAUUGCGACCCUUUACUCAGUACUUUGUUGAAGCACCUUUGGCAGCGGUAACAGCCUCGAGUCUUCUUGGGUAUGACACUACAAGCUUGGCACACCUGUAUUUGGGGAGUUUCUCCCAUUCUUCUCUGCAGAUCCUCUUAAGCUCUGUCAGGUUGGAUGGGGAGUGUCGCUGCACAGCUAUUUUCAGGUCUCUCCAGAGAUGUUAAAUCGGGUUCAAGUCUGGGCUCUGGCUGGGCCACUCAAGGACAUUCAGAGACUUGUCCCGAAGCCACUCCUGCGUUGUCUUGGCUGUGUGCUUAGGGUCGUUGUCCUGUUGGAUGGUGAACUUUCACCCCAGUCUGAGGUAGUGAGCGCUCUGGAGCAGGUUUUCAUCAAGGAUCUCUCUGUACUUUGUUCCGUUCAUCUUUCCCUUGAUCCUGACUCCCAGUCCCUGCCGCUGAAAAACAUCCCCACAGCAUGAUGCUGCCACCACCAUGCUUCACUGUAGGGAUGGUAUUGGCCAGGUGAUGAGCAGUGCCUGGUUUCCUCCAGACGUGACACUUGGCAUUCAGGCCAAAGAGUUCAAUGUUGGUUUCAUCAGACCAGAGAAUCUUGUUUCCCAUGGUCUGAGAGUCUUUAGGUGCCCAAACUCCAAGCAGGCUGUCAUGUGCCUUUUACUGAGGAGUGGCUUCCGUCUGGCCACUCUAUCAUAAAGACCUGAUUGGUGGAGUACUGCAGAGAUGGUUGUCCUUCUGGAAGGUACUCCCAUCUCCACAGAGAACUCUGGAGCUCUGUCAGAGUGACCAUCGGGUUCUUGGUCACCUCCCUGACCAAGGCCCUUCUCCCCCGAUUACUUAGUUUGGCUGGGCGGCCAGUUCUAGGAAGAGUCUUGGGGGUUCCAAACUUCUUCCAUUUAAUAAUGAUGGAGGCCACUGUAUUCUUGGGGACCUUCAAUGCUGCAGACAUUUUUUGGUACCCUUCCCCAGAUCUGUUUCUCGACACAAUCCUGUUUUGGAGCUCUACGGACAAUUCCUUCGACCUCAUGGCAUGGUUUUUGCUCUGACAUGCACUGUCAACUGUGGAACCUUAUAUAGAAAGGUGUGUGCCUUUCCAAAUCAUGUCCAAUCAAUUGAAUUUACCACAGGUGGACUCCAAUCAAGUUGUAGAAACAUCUCAAGGAUGAUCAAUGGAAACAGGAUGCACCUGAGCUCAAUUUUGAAUCUUAUAGCAAAGGGUCUGAAUACUUAUGUAAAUACGUUUUUUGUAUAUUAGCAAAAAUUUCGAAGAACCUGUUUUCGCUUUGUCAUUAUGGGGUAUUGUGAGUAUAUCGCUGAGGAAAUGUUUUUAUUUAAUCCAUUUUAGAAUAAGGCUGUAACAUAACAAAAUGUGGAAAAGGUCAAGGGGUCUGAAUACUUUCCGAAGGCACUGUACAUCUAUUGCUGAGGUGCCACAGAACAGUUUACUAAUGUGUAUGUGUCAUUGUAAUAAUCUGUAUUAACCCUACAUUGCUCUCUCCUCCUUUAGGCAUGGUGAGAUUCAUUGACUAUGAGUAUGCUGAUUUUAACUACCAGGCCUUCGACAUAGGCAACCAUUUCAAUGAGUUUGCAGGUGCGUUACUUCAGUUUAUAAUUCAUAGGGAGUGGCCCCUGAUCCGUGACCGGUUCUUUAAUUUCUGAGGCUCCGUAUCUGUAUCUCGCAGGAACUUGAGAUUUAUUUUCAUAACCUGGACCGGGUUAACUGCAUAGUUAAAUGCCAAAAAGAGAUUAGCAAUGUCACUAUGCAAAACCAAACAAACCAUACAAAAAUAGCCAGUACAGAAAUGUCAUUUACUUAGGUGGUUUUGCAGUUUGCACUCCACCACAACAAGUAACAGGUCAUGUUGUCAUUAGCUAGCUAGCUAGCUUGUUAGCGACACUAGAUAGCGAAUUAGCGAGCUAACGUUAGAUAGCUAGCUAGCAGGCCUCAGUAGACAAUUUAAUCUUGAUAGCCAACAAGUUAGUACCAUCAGUCUCCGGCAUUGAUCUAAAGAGUUUGCUAAAGGGCUACUUAGCUAGCUAGCUAACGUUAGCUGGUUCUAUUUGGAGCCUUAGCUGAGAGCGGUUGCUUGUCAUGGUAUAGCAUAAACUGCAAAACCACAUAAGUAAAUAACGUUUUUUACAGUUGUAGUGGCUAUUGUUGUUUGUCACUGAGGUGUCUCUCACAGAUGGGGAAUCAGAGAGAAAACUUGUUUUAUUUAAAUGUAUUUCAAUAUUUUGUUUCGCUUUCAACAUUGAACUUGUACUUACCAAGCUCAUUAAAUGGACAAUACACUUUCAAAGUAUUGUUUUCAGACCUCUAAAGUAGUCUGUUUUCAGAUCUCUAAGUCUAAUGUCAAGAUGAGACCCCUGUCCAUCUAUAUGCCUCCACCCCAAAUGAAUAGAAAAGAUAAACUGACAAACUUUCAUUUAUAACUAAAAUGUCCCUUUAAGAUGUGUAAUCAAACCCUAUGGUUUGACAAGUUCUCAUUUAUCUGUGUGUUUGAUCCAUCCCCAAGGUACGAGUGACACUGACUACAGCCUGUAUCCCAGUCCUGAACUGCAGAGGGAUUGGUUGACUGCUUACCUUGAGAGCUACAAGCACAGUGUGGGGCUGGAGGCCACAGUUACAGAACGAGAGGUCCAGAAGCUCUAUGUUCAAGUCUGCAAGUUCUCACUGGUGAGAGUCAAUGGCACAGCACCCAGUAUUCGGCAUUGA
Messenger RNA from Coregonus sp. 'balchen', 4107 nucleotides. The record is from the annotation of a GenBank genome assembly. Lineage: Eukaryota; Metazoa; Chordata; Actinopteri; Salmoniformes; Salmonidae.